GUUCCUCUCUUGUCUGUCUGUCGGCGUGCGUGUGUGUGUGUGUUAGCACAGACACACAAACACGCACAUACACGUAACCGCUCAUCGACAUACCGACACACGCUGUAUCGCUGUGUAGCUCCUCAUUGGCGAGCUGGUGCAGCUGACUGACUGACUGACCGACUGUCUGCUCCAGGCUCCUCCAGGGCUCCACGCUCCCACACCGGCACUGAGCCGCCAGCAGGCACCGCAGGGAGGAAGGUCCGGGGACGGGAUGCUUUUUACGGCGGGGGCUCCGGCGGCGGCGACCGCUUAAAGCACGAGUCUCCUGCCCGGCGUUCCAAACACUUCUGUUAGGCUUUCUCCAGUGAAAUAAUGACUUCUCUCAUUUGUUGAGUUCGGGAGGAAAGGAGAGGUUGCAAACAGCGCGCCGGACGCCAGGACUAUUAUCUGUGGCAGGAUGGCUUUUUUUGAUGAACAGAGCUAAAAGGAGAAGCGAAGAAAAAGCAAAAGAAGAAAAACAUAAAUCAAUUAUAAAAAAAAAAGAAGAAGAAUGUUUUCAGCACUUAUUUUAUGUUCUUAUACACAGUAAUUUCUACUAUCUCUUAGUUGAUUGAGUUGUGACUGUUUAGUCACUGGGUCCAGGGUCUGAAUUCUGCUUCAAAGUUCUAUCCGAGGUUCGCUGAGAAGAAAGAAGAUUGCUGUUUAGGUCUCUGUUUGAAUUUCACUGCUCAGUCGAAUACCCAGUCCUCCCAGUGACUCCAGUAAUCAGUGGCAACCGGAGGUGAGGAAGGAGCGCACCGGAGACAGGCAGGACCAUGAUCAGGAUCUUCCCGGAUUUCAGCGUCCAGGUGACGGCCUCGGCGACCGGAGGAGUCGGGUCUGGUGGUGGAGGAGGCGGAGCCGGAGGGAUGGUGACUGGACCCCCUGUUGGUCGGGUGCCGGUUCCGGUACCAGGAGCCACUAACGGGACCCCACAGGGUGUCCAGGGAAUUUCCGCAUACCAGCAAAGUGACCCCUACUGGGAGCGGCCGUCUAAUGCAGGCAGCUGCUCGAACGCCCGGCCCAAGACCCUUCACCUGGCCGGCCAGCAGCAUACCUCCUCACCAUGGCUGCAGGCUCUCCGGAAGGAGAAGUCAAGGGACGCUGCAAGGUCACGGCGAGGGAAAGAGAACUUUGAAUUCUAUGAAUUAGCCAAGAUGCUGCCGCUGCCCGGUGCCAUCACCAGCCAGCUGGACAAGGCCUCCAUCAUCCGCCUCACAAUCAGCUACCUGAAGAUGAGGGACUUUGCCAACCAAGGGGAUCCGCCAUGGAACCUGCGGAUUGAGGGACCCCCGCCCAACACCUCAGUGAAAGCUAUCGGUACUCAGCGGAGGAGGAGUCCCAGUGCCGUUGCCUCUGAGAUCUUCGAACCUCACCUGGGUAGCCACAUAUUACAGUCACUGGACGGUUUUGUAUUUGCACUAAACAAGGAAGGACGUUUCCUCUACAUCUCUGAGACUGUUUCCAUUUACCUGGGAUUGUCACAGGUGGAGCUAACGGGAAGCAGUGUGUUUGACUACGUCCACCCUGGUGACCACGUGGAGAUGGCAGAGCAGCUUGGCAUGAAGCUUCCUCCGGGGAGAGGCAUGUCUCUGUCCCAGGGAGUGGUCAGUGAAGAUGGAGCAUCCUCAGCGUCAUCAUCAUCACACUCUGAGACGCCUGAGCCAGUGGAGUCCAGCAGUCCCAGCCUCCUGUCUCCUGAUAACUCUCUGGAACGAUCCUUCUUCAUCCGGAUGAAGUCCACUCUAACAAAGAGAGGUGUGCACAUCAAGUCCUCAGGAUAUAAAGUGAUCCACAUCACAGGGCGUCUGCGGAUCAGGAUGGCUCUGACGCACAGCCGCUCGGUGCCUAAUCAGAUAAUGGGAAUGGUGGUGGUAGCUCAUGCCCUUCCACCGCCCACAAUUAACGAGGUUCGCAUCGACUGCCAAAUGUUUGUCACCAGAGUCAACAUGGAUCUCAAGAUCGUCUACUGUGAGAACAGAAUCAGUGACUACAUGGACCUGACCCCUGUGGACAUUGUAGGGAAGAGGUGCUACCAGUUCAUUCAUGCGGAAGAUGUAGAGGGGAUCAGACAGAGUCACCUGGACUUGAUGAAUAAAGGUCAGUGUGUGACCAAGUAUUAUCGGUGGAUCCAGAAGAACGGUGGUUACAUCUGGAUCCAGUCCAGUGCCACCAUUGCUAUUAACGCCAAGAAUUCCAGUGAGAAGAACAUCAUUUGGGUCAACUAUGUCCUCAGUAAUCCUGAGUAUAAAGACACACCCAUUGACAUUGCCCAGUUGCCAAAUCUUCCAGAGAAAGCCUCUGAGUCCUCCGAAACCUCCGACUCUGAGUCUGAGUCCAAAGAGAACUCAGACAAUGAAAAUACCAAGUCUGAGGGAAAGCCAGGCCACCAAGCAGAACACAGAGAGGAUCCAGAAGCAGACAGUAAACGUCAGCAGCAACCAGGCCAAUCACAUUGCUCAUCCGAGGAAAUGAAGAACCAUGACGACGGAGACAGUUCAAGUAACCCUGAAAGUCAGGACAGUGAUGACAGCCUGGAGCCUUCAGAUGGGGAGCAGGAACAGGAGCAGGAGGUGGUCCGAGGAGAGGGGGGAGGACUGGAAGGCAGGUUGGGGAGAUUAGCUGGACUGGGAGCGCUGGAGGGACUCAAUACCAUCAGUGGACUGGGUAGUUUGGGAGGGCUCCAUAUUAAGGUAGAGCACUAUGGAGAAGGAGAGGAAGAACUCCACAACUCACACAUCUCUUCAUCAGAGGAUGACGAAGAAGAGGAAGAAGAGGACAUUGAUGAGGUAGAUGAUGAAGGAGUACAAAAAUGUGAUGAUGCCAGUGCUGGCAGCAAGCUCCAAAAAAGGCGGAAAAGGAGAAAAGUGCAAAAAUGGGAUGGAACACGAAGCAGAAGGCUUCGUCUUUCCGCAACUCCCCCCAGCCCAGUAGCAAUAGGCGACUCUACACCACAGGCCAAUCCCUCAGGGGCCACCUCCAUCACUUCCACACCGCUUCUAACUUCGUCCGACUCCCCAAACAGCACAGGAACCACAUCCUCUGUUCUUAAAAUCAAGACAGAGAUGGCAGAGCCUAUAAACUUUGACAAUGACAGCAGCAUCUGGAACUACCCACCCAACAGAGAGAUUUCCAGAAAUGAGUCUCCAUAUAGCAUGACCUCCAAGCCUCCUGCUGCAGGGAGUCAGGAGACAUUCCCUUCCCCACAGGGUGGCUCUCUACAGGUAGCCAUCCCUGACUCUGUCCUCACCCCUCCUGGACCCGAAGGAGCAGCAGGUGGGGUGAGAAAGCCUCCAUACAACGGAAACUCCGCCUCGUCCUCUUCUUCCACUGCUACGAGUUUAGCUCCUCCUUCCAACACUUCCUCCGCUGACCCCCUUUCCCCUCCGCUCUCUGCAUCCCCCCGGGACAAGCAACAAGGUACUCCUACAACAUCCUCAAACUCUUCCUCAUCCUCCUCUUCAAAUUCAAGCUCUUCUUCACUGCUGUAUUCUGGGGAUCUUGAAGCACUUCAGCGCUUGCAGGCUGGUAAUGUGGUCCUUCCGCUGGUUCACCGCGUCACGGGAACUCUGUCUUCUACCAGCACCACGACGCCUCGUGUCUACACCACCGGCACCAUAAGAUACGCGCCAGCAGACGUCACUUUGGCCAUGGCACAAGGGAACCUCCUUCCCAAUGCUGCCAUGAACUUUGUGGAGAGCUCAGGGUUUGGUCUGGACCCUAAGACACCUAUGGAGAUGCUCUAUCAUCAUGUUCACAGGCUAAACAUGUCCGCUGCAGCAGCUGCAGGCCCGUUUGUUGGAUCCCCAGCACCCACAGUUGGCAAUGGCAGCUUGGGAGGCCAGAUGUCAGCAACAGCCAACGUUUUCACCACAGCGGAGGGACUUUUCUCAACGCUACCAUUCCCCGUGUACAGCAAUGGGAUCCACACUACGCAGACAACUUUGGAAAGAAAGGAGGAUUAAUAAAAUACAUCCAAGACCGCAUUACUGUGCUUAAAGAAUCAACAACUGUUUCUAACUCAAAGACUACUCAGUAGUAAAAAAUAGUAAGAAAGAAUUUAUCAGCGUGGAGCAGCACUGUGUUUCCAAGAUGGAAUAAAAGACAGGAACUGUCAAACGUACUCUAGCACUUUGAGCAAUUGAGCUUGUGGAAGACAUGGGUGGCCCUCACACACACACAACCCUUUUCUAUUGAUUUUCUCUAUUACCAAUCUCUUUGCUUCCAUUUAUUGUAAUCAACAACUUUUUUUUCUUACAACAGAUGAACAAAAAAAAAAGCAACGAUUCUUUACUGUAAAGAAUUCCUUUUUGCCUACAGAGAAUUCAUGUUGCCUAAGGAUUCCACUGGAGCCUGAAGGGGAUCAUUUUAUGAUAUCACUUGUUUUGGUUGCAUCUUUAUGAAGAUGUUGAUUGUGCAUACUUUCAGGAGGUUGGUGCAGGUAUUUGUGACACACUGAAAAUGCUGUGCCUCUCCUUAUUAUGUAUCUUGAUGUGAUCAAGGCUAAAGAAAAAGAGUUUUUAACCUGAGAGGAGAGGGCAGCUGUCUCAGAGAUAAUCUUUUCACAAAAGGUUUUUGCGAAUGUUUCUUGGUUGAGGGGACAGUAAUCGAUGCUUUUUCCUCUUCUAUUUCUUCCUUUUUAUGAAAUAUUCUAGCUCAGAUGUAACUUUGGAAUCAAACAUUAUACAGAAAAACAACAAAAAAAAACAGCAAUUUCAGCCGGGUAAAGACCUGUGAACUAUCGAAUGUUACUACAAGUUUCCUCAUUUAUCUGAGGAGUUUACCUACAGGUCUCACACCAAACAUAACCUCCACUUCAUCUACUCCCAUCUCAGUCUGUCGAGCUUUUGUACCUUCACUCUGCUUAUUUGACCCUUAACUUUCUGUCCACAUUUUUUCUGGUAAUUCUACAGAUUUGUGGUGCUAACAGACGUCCAGUUACCCAGAUUCAGCUGGCUGAUGUGGGUACUGUAAAUUCGGCCCUCCUGUCCUUCCUCCAGCUUGAUUAAUGUUUUUUUUAUUACUAACCUUCAGGAAUCUCAGAAUACACACGGCAAUGUGGAGCUGAUCACUAGAUGUUUAGGCUCUCUUCUGUUCUUUUUAUUUCUGUAUAUUUGAUUAGUGAGUCACUUUUAACUCUCAGUUAGAUGGAGGCUAAAUACUUAACAUUGCUAACUUAAAAAAAUGAAUGUUGACAACCUUGACAGGAUCUUGUUUUCCUGUUCCUUUAGUUUGUUUUUUGCUGUUCUCCUUUUCUUCCUGAACCAGAAUCACCUCCACAACAUUUUCCUCAACAAUCCACUCUCUUCCAUCCCAUCGCCAGAACCUGUGAUUAAAAACUACAUAUCAACAAGGAGAUUGUAAUAAAGACAUGCAUUUUCAAUCAAUCUGUCAAACAAUCAAUGUACAACAGGAGUAAAGUGGGAUUUCCUUUAUUUAGAUGAAUCAAAAAAGAGAAAAUCCCUCUUCUUUAAAAAAAAGAAAAAGAAAAAGCUUUGUUUUUGCUCUGGUUGUGUCCUUCUUCCCCCUGCCUCCUUUGCCAAAAAAAAGAAAGAAAUGCUAAGUUCACACAUUUGGUGUUUUUAAAGCACUGUGAUCCUUGCUCAUUUGUAAUUUUUUGGUAAAAACAGAAAAAAAACAUACUAAGUAAUAACUCAAACUGUAAUAAGCUAUCACAGUGUCAAUCUUUUGAAAGUUGACAGCCCUGUCUUUACCAUCCCGUCAUCUUAUUACCCCGUGUGAUUAAGCCGUAAAACCGUGUUACCGAUGUGUUUAGUGUCACUGGCUGUCAAAACGUCUUUCAUGGCAACUUCUCUGUGUGUGUGUUGACUAUAUGCAGUAUAUACUGAGCUACUGUAGCUGUUUUUGUCCUUUGUCUUCUCUGUGCUCUAUUUCUAGUGUGGCGAAGGAGAGGAAGUGGCGUCAGAGGGAAAAAACUGUCAGCUGGAUGAAUUCUAAUCUAAACUCUGACUCUCUGCUUCCUCCUCCUUCUCCUCCGUUUCCCUCUAUCUGCAGUCUUAGUGAAACCAGUGGAGGUUGUGGAAUUUCGUGUUUGGUGGCCUUUGCAAAAAAGAAAAAAAAACACAGGAGUAAAAAUUGGUAGAGUCCACCAUUUACUUUUUGCUGCUUCCUUUUUGUCUUUGUAAAAUUGCAUUUUUAUUUUCUAACCCUUCUCUCUUUCACUCGACUGUUGCUUUUUGCUGUUGUGUAGUCUUAUUCAAACCUCUUUAUCUUGUUGUCUUUUCUCUCAGAGAUGAAAAGAAUAUUUAACUAGCUCAAAGGUUUAUGGAGCCAUGUAUUUGCCUCUAAGGAAUUCUGGGACAGGUUUCCUGCUCAUGCACCCAAAAGAACAUAAUAAGAAAUAUUUAUAGUAUUUAAAUUGUGUAGGAAUAAUAUAAUUUACAUAAUUUAAUAUAAAGUUGGAUGAGGAAAAAUCUGAGGAAGGACUUUAAAUAUACUCUGAGGUGAAGGUUAAAAACUACCACAGCCUGGACUGUGAAACAUUUUCCCAGACUUCCUGGAGGUGUUUUCUGUGCUUUGGGUGUAUUUCAAUGGUCCGCACCAAAACGUCUUGAACUCCCAGUCAAAUUUGUCUUUGGGGAUCAAACUGACUUAGAUAAGGGUUUCGAGGGAUGUGAAAACAUUCACAACUGUCUUUCAAGACACAAUAAUAAAAAAUAAACAAAAAAAACAACAAAAAAAAACAAUUUUAACAAUUUCUAUAAAUAUUAAAAGCAGGAAAAAAAUUUCUCACUAUAAAUCUAUUUUUCUAGGUGUUUUGGAAAACUGAACUGCAUGUUUAGUAAUUUUGUCCAUUUACUGUGAACAAUCCGAUUUUUGAUUUUUAUUAUUAUUUUAGUCCAAUAGCUGUAAUUUUACUUCGUGUUUGAUUGUUUUUUUGUUUGUUUUUUUUAUGUCUGGAAUAUCCAUUAUGUGGAUAAAAUGGAGGCCUUUUGAAAGAUAAAGGUUUGCUGAAGUUCAGCAGACCAAGUCUCUGAUCCAGCCAUCACAUCUGGACAAAACAAACUGUCACGUCUUGUGUUUAUCAGUGUUAAGUUUGGUCUUUUCAGGAGCAAUUUCUUUCCACGCUCUGAAUUUUAACAUUUUCUAUGUAUGGAUUCAAAGGCAAUGGAAUAGUGCGAGCAUAUAGAAAAUACUUUAUCGAGUGUUCAAUGGGAGGCAUAUCACAAAUGAAACCAAGAAAUACACCCAAAUGUAACUAAAACUAAACAGCUGCUUCAAGCUGUUUUAAUGUUUUUCUGUGUUUUUUGUCGAAAAAUGAAAACGUUGCUGGUGAUUUUAAACCCUAAAAAACCUUAAUCACAGCUGCUGUCAAAUACAUAGUGUUUAAAAUUUUCAAAUAUUGAAAAGUCAUCUCAUUCACCUGUGAAGAAACUGUGUCUGUGUUUUUAACUAUUUCUUGUACAAUUAAACAGAUUCUUUUAUGAGGAACCUGGUGCCAAGUAGCUGAAAUACGGGAAAGCGGGAAUCUCUUAUUAUCAGUGUUAACAGUGUUAUAAAAUUCUAAAUACAAACAAAUUAAAAUAUUAAAAAAGAGAA
Molecule: messenger RNA, 7581 nt
Organism: Xiphophorus maculatus (southern platyfish)
Lineage: Eukaryota; Metazoa; Chordata; Actinopteri; Cyprinodontiformes; Poeciliidae
Gene: npas3
Product: neuronal PAS domain protein 3
Exons: 12
Coding region: 798-3986 (1062 amino acids)
Biological process (GO): regulation of transcription by RNA polymerase II
Molecular function (GO): protein dimerization activity; RNA polymerase II transcription regulatory region sequence-specific DNA binding; DNA-binding transcription factor activity, RNA polymerase II-specific
Source: RefSeq, a predicted model, not a curated record